Messenger RNA from Dinoponera quadriceps, 1488 nucleotides. RefSeq names its product 28S ribosomal protein S27, mitochondrial-like. The transcript has 2 exons. The record is from RefSeq and is a predicted model, not a curated record. NCBI's taxonomy places the organism in Eukaryota, Metazoa, Arthropoda, Insecta, Hymenoptera, Formicidae. Gene Ontology annotation, molecular function: protein binding. Bases 116 to 1474 code for a protein of 452 amino acids. Gene Ontology annotation, cellular component: mitochondrion.
GGCACCCUUAUACAACUGUUCUGUCAUCUAUCGGCACUCACAUGAUUUAUAAGCCAUAACAAAGAGAGGUUAUAGACACAGUUAUAGGCACAGUUCGAAAAUAAUAUCGAGUGAAAUGUUAUCUUUCGCAUUAAGUUACAGGAUCUGUCGGGUCUGUCGUGAAUUUAAAAAUGUGAUGAUGCAAAAGAGGACAUUUUUAUCGGAGGCAUAUCGUUGCGAUGAGGCAUGGAAUCGCAGGUUUAAUUCCGCAUUGCUGCAAAAGGUCGACCAUGCAACGAUGUUUAUCUUGCUCGAACAAAGAUACGCGAAUGUCGGUAAAAUGAGCGCCGUUGACGUUGACAUUUUCAUCAACAGCGUCAACAACGAUACUUACAUUGACGAGGCGAUAAAAAUCGUACACAACCUCCGCAUGUCACCUGAGGCAACCAAUAUUUUAGACUCCACGCAUCACGCUUUGAUACGAUAUCUCUGGCGAUAUAACCGUAUCGAGGAGUUGCACGAGGUUCUCAAUGACCGGUUGAAUUAUGGCAUCUUCCCUGAUUACUUUUGCUACAACUUACUUAUGGAUGAUUUCAUAAAGAAGCAGGAUUUUGCAUCUGCUGCGAAGAUAGCAACUUUGGUUAUGCUGCAGGAAGAAACGGGUCAUCCUGUCACAAACGCAUUGUGUCUCUACUCUUGUCACAAAUACCUGGAGAAUCCCAGAGACUGGAAGAAACCUGAAGUUCCAGUAGAUACCUCCAAGGAAGAGAUUAAGAUACGCGUGGCUUUUAUAAGAAACCCCUUUUUUGAUGAUCACUUUGAUCUUACCGAUCCGAGGGAUCUCGUUGGCAAGACAUUGAGUUUUCAUGGAAAGCAUUUGGCAAAUGUUCUAGGAAGAACUUGUCAAUUGAGGGGUUUGAUAUUGUACAAAAAGUAUGAUCAGGCAUUGUGCUUAUUAAAGGAAUGGAUGGAAACAGUACAGGAUCAGAUAGUUUACGAAGAAGUAUUUGAAUUGAUAACCAAAGACAAUAGUGAACUUCAAGAUGAACCUUCGGAGCAACUGAAACUUGUGGAAAAUCAAUUAUCCGUUUUAAAAGGAAAACAGAAUGACAAGGGAAGUUUAAUAGAAUCAAUGGAGAAUAUGAUCAAGUCGGCUGUGAAAGAAGAAGCUGAUAAAGAUAUCUCUAAACAGUGUCAGGUUUAUCUUGAUUGGGAACAUGUGAGAACUUCAGUAUUGGAGGAACAGAUGAAAGCAAUAGAUAAACAAAAGAGAAUAGCCAAUAUAGAGAAGAUAAAGAAGGAUCUGAAAGAGAAAGAACAGCUUUUGACAUUCUUCGAAAACGAGGAACAAAUUGAAGUAGGAAUAGAGAAAGUAGAGGAGGAAGAUCGGAAGGAGGACGAACGUAUCCACGCCAUGCAUAAAAGCGCGAAGAAAUUGAGAAAAUUGAUUGCCACAGAGGCUUACGUACCACCAGAUGUUAAAAGUAGAAAUUAAGAAGCUAUGUACAG